UCCGGCACCUACUUGUUGGGUGUUCGCGCAGCCGAGCGGCGAGCGGAGUUGCAACGGGGCGCUGGUGCUGCUGCUGCUGCUGCGGUGGCGGCUGCUGCUACGACUGAGCCCUCGGCGGCGGGCGGAUCGAGGCUGACGGCGCUGCCCGCUCCGGCCCGCGGCUGCUGCGGAGCGCAAGGGCUGGCCCGCGGUGCAAGGCAAGGGCGGCCAGCCGGUGCCCGCCGCACCGCCGCCGAUGCGAGUCCCCCUCCUGGCCGCGGCCGGUCGAUGGCUCGUCGAGUGCUCGCCUGUCUUCUCUGAGCCGGCGGCGGCGGCGUUCAGCGGGGAGCAGCAGGCAUGCCGGAUCGUGGCGGGCGGCCCCGGGCUCUCCUCGCCGCGGCGCUUCGGCUGGGGCUGCUCCUAACUUCGUGGGCGCAGGUCUCGGAGGCUUCGGGCUAUUUCGAGGUGCAGAUUAACUCGGUGAAGAAUGUCAACGGCGAAUUGUUGAAUGGGGAAUGUUGCGACGGGGUGAAAAACCCGCGGAACUUGGACUGUACCCGGGACGAGUGCGAUACUUACGUGAAAGUCUGCUUAAAGGAAUACCAGUCCAAAAUCACGCCUACGGGCGCCUGCAACUACGGCUCCGGAUCUACUCCCGUGCUCGGUGGAAAUACUUUUUAUCUGACCAAUCGCAAUUUGCAUCAGGGCAAAAACCACGACGGGGGCAGGAUUGUCAUCAAUUUCCAGUUUGCCUGGCCGAGAGCUUUCACAUUAAUAAUAGAAGCCUGGGAUUUGGAUAAUGAGACGAAAGCUGACGAAGGCGAAUUCAUUGACCGAGCGUCAUACGCUGGAAUGAUCAACCCUGAGGAUCGAUGGCAGACACAGCCUCUCAACGGCCACGUUGCUCAUUUCGAAGUCCAAAUCAGGGUGAAAUGUGAUGAAAACUACUAUGGCCCGCAGUGCAAUAAAUUCUGUGGCCCUCGUGAUGACUUCGUGGGCCACUACACAUGUGACCAAAACGGAAACAAAGCUUGUAUGGAAGGCUGGAUGGGUAAAGAUUGCAAACAAGCUGUUUGUAAACAAGGAUGUAAUUUAAUCCGCGGGGGCUGCGCUGUACCUGGAGAGUGCAAGUGUAACUAUGGCUGGCAAGGACAGUUCUGUGAUGAGUGUGUCCCCUACCCAGGCUGUGCUCAUGGGAGUUGCAAUGACCCGUGGGAGUGCAAAUGUGAAACCAACUGGGGUGGGCUGCUGUGCAACAAAGACUUAAACUAUUGUGGAAAUCACCAUCCGUGUGUGAAUGGUGGAACCUGUAUGAACACAGAACCUGAUGAAUAUAGCUGUGCUUGCCAAGAUGGUUACUCUGGAAAGAACUGUGAAAUUGCUGAGCAUGCUUGUGUAUCAAAUCCUUGUGCUAAUGGUGGAACCUGCCAUGAAAUUUCAUCAGGGUUCAAAUGCCAGUGCCCGUCAGGAUGGAGUGGACCAACGUGUGCCAUUGAUAUUGAUGAGUGUGCAUCUAACCCUUGCGCCAGUGGCGGAACUUGUGUUGAUCGCAUUAAUGGGUUUGAAUGUAUAUGUCCACAGCAGUGGAUUGGGUCAACCUGUCAGCUUGAUGCUAAUGAGUGUGAAGGGAAACCCUGUCUUAAUGCUCAUUCUUGCAAAAAUCUUAUUGGUGGAUAUUACUGUGACUGCAUUCCGGGAUGGAAAGGACUAAAUUGUCACAUCAAUAUUAAUGACUGUCGUGGACAGUGUCAAAAUGGCGGGACUUGUAAGGAUGAGGUGAAUGGCUAUCGUUGCUUGUGCCGUCGCGGUUUCACCGGAAAGAACUGUGAAAUAGAACUUGACGAAUGUGCAAGCACCCCAUGUCAAAAUGGAGGACGUUGUGAGGAUCUGGCCAACGGAUUCCGCUGCCUGUGCCUGCAGGGCUUUUCGGGAGAAUUCUGCGAGAUGGAUAUCGACCUCUGCAAGCCUAAUCCUUGCCAAAACGGUGCUAAAUGUUACGAGCUGAGGGGUGAUUAUUACUGCGCUUGUUCUGACGACUACGAUGGAAAGAACUGCUCUCACCUCAAGGACCACUGCAAAAAUAAUUCUUGCAAAGUUAUCGACAGCUGCACAAUUGAGGUUUUCACAAAUGCUACCCAGAAAGGUGUUCGCUACAUCUCAUCCAGUGUGUGUGGGCCCCAUGGACGGUGUAUCAGUCAACCAGGAGGCAACUUCACUUGCGCCUGUGAAAAGGGCUUUAUUGGAGCGUAUUGUCACGAGAAUAUCAAUGACUGUCUUGGGAAACCUUGCAAGAACGGUGGGACUUGCAUCGAUGAGGUGGACUCUUUUCGGUGCUUCUGUCAGAAUGGCUGGGAAGGAGAAUUGUGUGAUAUCAAUGUCAAUGACUGCUCGCCGAAUCCAUGUCGUCAUGGAGGCCGGUGCAUCGACUUAGUGAAUGACUUCUAUUGUGAAUGCAGAAAUGGCUGGAAAGGCAAGACAUGCCAUUCACGUGAAUACCAAUGUGAUGCAAAUACUUGCACUAAUGGAGGGACAUGUUACGAUGAUGGUGAUACCUUUCGAUGCUCAUGUCCUCCGGAAUGGAAGGGAAGCACAUGCAAUAUAGCUAAAAACAGCAACUGUGUUCCCAACCCUUGCCUGAAUGGUGGAACCUGUGUUGGCAGUGGAGACUCCUUUUCUUGCAUCUGUAAAGAAGGAUGGGAAGGGCGCACAUGCACCCAAAAUACUAAUGACUGCAACUCCCACCCAUGUUACAAUGGAGGCAUCUGUGUCGACGGAGUGAAUUGGUUUCGCUGUGAAUGCGCACCUGGGUUUGCUGGUCCAGACUGCAGAAUUAAUAUUGAUGAAUGUCAAUCCUCCCCUUGUGCAUAUGGCGCUACCUGUCUUGAUGAAAUAAAUGGCUAUAGGUGCACAUGCCCUCCUGGAAGAGCUGGAACGAGAUGCCAAGAAGUAAUAGGUUUUGGGAAAUCUUGCUGGCUUAAAGGCAUGUCCUUUCCCCAUGGCAGUAGAUGGGAUCAAGAAUGCAACAGCUGCCAUUGUUUGGAUGGCCGUGCCGACUGCACAAAGGUGUGGUGUGGUAGAAAAUCCUGCUUGUUUACCAAACAUCCGGACCAUGCAGCCUACCAGUGUCCCAAAGGUCAAGAAUGCCAAGAAAAAAUGUAUAUCAAAUGUUUCCAGCCUCCUUGUGCUGACUGGGGAGAGUGCAGUGAAUCGGACCCCCUACCUGUCAACGUCAAGUGCCGCCCCAGUUCGGGCUACUUGGACAACAACUGUGCCAGGAUCACUCUGAUUUUUAACAGAGACAAAGUACCCCAGGGCACAACCGUUGAAAACAUUUGCUCUGAAAUCCGAUACUUGCCAGUCACUAGAUCUGUUUCAAGUGACCGAAUGUUGCUGGUGUUGUGUGAUCCAUCCUACUCUAUAGAGAACGCAGUAGAAGUUGCUAUUUCUUUCAUCUCGCAUCAAGAUGAGACCGAUAACAGCCUUAUUCAGAACGCUGCCAAUACAAUAGUAAAUGCAAUUACCAAGCGGCAAAACAGCACAGUUAUGCUGGCAGUAACAGAAGUCAAAAUAGAAACCAUAGUAGUUGGGAGUUCUUCAUCAGACUAUCUGGUUCCAAUCCUCUGUGCGGUUUUUAGUAUUGUGUGGCUCACCUGUAUAAUAAUCUGUGUGUGGUGGACACGGAAGAGAAGAAAAGAGCGAGAGAGAAAUCCCCCAUCCAGAGAAGAGGCUGCCAAUAACCAGUGGGCACCUCUAAAUCCCAUAUGGAAUCCUAUAGACAGACCUUAUAGUCACAAAGACAUUCACUACGAACACAAAAAUUUUAUAUCUCAAAAAAGAACUUACGACGGGGUAGAAGAGUACACGGAGUAUGAGGAGGAGGAAGAAGAGGAGGAGAGGGAGGUCAAGGAAAGGGACAAAUUCCUCCCUCACAAACUCUCUAAGCCUUUGUCAACAAAGGUAGUUGACUCAUCUGAGAAUAGCCCUGUUAAAAAAUCUCUUCAGACAACCAAAAUGGACAACAGAUCUGUAAAAAAUGUGAACACAGCAAACCUUGAAGGCGGAAGAGACUAAAUCUGUAUCCGGACCAUAAGCCACGCCGGUCUGUGUUGAAUGGGGUCGGGGUGGGGAGACGGACAAUCUCCACUUUGCAUCAAGAACUUUAAAUGUCUGGGAGUCAAAUGUUCAUAGUUACUUUAUUUUCAGUAAAAAAAAUUAAAAUAAUAAAAUAAAAAAACCUGUUUCUUUUAGCCUUGUAUAAAUUAUUUGAUGACUGUCAGAUAGAGUAAUCUUUGAUCGUUGCUAUUUUUGUAAAUUUUACUUCGAAUACGCUUGCUGUAUGGCAGAAGGCAGAAGUUUAUAUUUUCUAUAAUUUCAUAAAGUUUAUCGUACAAUCUUCUACACUGUUUACAGCAUCCGUUUUUUUAGGCCUGUUACAACAGUGGCUUUAAAACCUCCGGGUUGAGGAAGUUGAUGAAAAGAAGUCACGCGGACAGUCUUUGAAUCCCACUUCCUGCCCUUACAAGUUCUUUCCUCCCUGAAAAUUUGCCUUUUUUUAAUUUAAAAAAAAAAACCCAGUCUGUGGUUGGGGGGGAAAAGUGGCCUUUUUAAGUUUAAGUCCAUUCGUUUUAUUUUCCUUUAGGACUGCAGUAUUGAAGCACGCGUCAAGUGCCUUGAAAAUUAAAAUAAAAAUUUUUCUAUAGCAACUGUCAAAGACUGCCAUGGCUAUCUAAGUUUACCACAAGAGGAUGCUUGGAAUCCUCAGACUGACACAGUUUAUUUUCAGAUUGUGAGAGUGCGUUUUUGUAAAUAUGUAUAUAUUUAAAUGAAUCACUUCUGUAUAUUUGAGUUAAUAACUUAAAAUAUUUUUGGUCUUUUUUUUAAAAAAAAAAGUCAUUCCUUUUUAAUUUAUGUCGCAGAAAGGGAAGUUUUAUGGCAGUUUCUAUAAAAUAAAACUUAUUUUGGUAUUAUGUCCAUAUUAGAAAGUGAUGUUCAUACAAUCAAAUGUCGGGAAUCCGUUGGUCUCUCUUUUGUUCUUUUCACUGUAUUGCCACAUUUCACAUGUAAAUAGAUCCAGGCUGUUUCCUCUCAUCUCAAGAAUGCAGAGAGUAAGUAUACUGUACAGUAUAAAGAUAACAAGACAAUAUUUUUUUUUCUUUUGUGAUUGUUUAUUACACAUGGUAUUGCUUUUUUUUUUUUGCAUUUUUUAAAAAAAUACAGGCCUAAUGAAGGGAACAAUAUUUUUCAUGCUUCUUGUUUCUAAUAUGCUUAUUCACCUCUUCUUUUUUCUUUUUUAAGAUGGGAAAACUCUGGCUGGAACUAGACGUUAUAGCAGGCACAUGGCUACCACCAAAAAAAGCAUCCGUGUCAUCUCCUCCCUUUUUCAUAGCUUGUGCAUGAUUCGCAUCACUCAUAACUUACGAUGUCACUGCGCUGAGAGGUUCCCUGUCUCUACACCACUUAAUUGGCUGCUACUUGUGGCGGUGGGGAAACUGUCAGCGUGAUGUCCUGUCUUGCCUAUUGCAUCACUUGAUGACAUGGGGGAGAAGGAGACUGAAGACUGCUUUUCUUGGCAGCAGCCCCACGUCUGCCACAACUUCCUGUUCCAUCUUACAAGAUGGAAUACCUCACGAGAAACGGUAAUUCAUAAAGGCUUCUGCAUUCUUCGUGAGUUUUUAAAGACUUUAUGGCUGUUAAAGAGAUGAGCUGUAUCUUUAUUUUAAUUAUUGGGAAAACUUAAUCCUACAUUAGCUGUCCUAUCAUUGAAAAGAAAAUUGACGUCUUGUCUGUUCCACUCACGCAUGCUCACACGCUCUCUCUUUCUCAACAUUUUGGCCGCUCAACAAUGUAACCCUGAAUGUUUUUUUUUUAAUUAGUUAUUUUAUACAUGAAUGCAGGAAUUGCUUUGCAGGAACUUCUGUGCAGUACAUUUUGUUUGACAUGUUCUUUGAUAGCUUUCGGAAGAAAACUAUUUAUUAAAGCAUUUUAUAACAAC
This is a messenger RNA of Eublepharis macularius, 5971 nucleotides long. RefSeq names its product jagged canonical Notch ligand 2 (gene JAG2). Gene Ontology annotation, cellular component: protein-containing complex; plasma membrane. Gene Ontology annotation, molecular function: Notch binding; calcium ion binding. Bases 337 to 4050 code for a protein of 1237 amino acids. Lineage: Eukaryota; Metazoa; Chordata; Lepidosauria; Squamata; Eublepharidae. Gene Ontology annotation, biological process: Notch signaling pathway; establishment or maintenance of epithelial cell apical/basal polarity; heterophilic cell-cell adhesion. The transcript has 26 exons. The record is from RefSeq and is a predicted model, not a curated record.